AUGCGCGCGCGGGAACCCGCCCUCCGGGCCGGUGCACGUGGCCCCGCGGGCCGGCGUGCGUGCGCGCGCCCGCUCUGCGUCCUGCGCCCGCCCGCGCCCGCCGCGCCGCGAGCCUUUCCCUCCGCGCCAGGCCGACGGGUGUGGCCGCCCGAGCCCGCGGCGUGCUUCUUCUCGAAGGGGGCCGGCGGGGGGGGCGGGGGCAGGCGGGGGGCGGGCGGGGGCCCCUCGCCGACGCGUGCUGUCCCGCAGCUGGUGCUGGUCGGCGACGGCGGCACCGGGAAGACGACGUUCGUGAAGCGUCACCUGACGGGUGAAUUCGAGAAGAAGUAUGUAGCCACCUUGGGCGUGGAGGUCCACCCGCUGGUGUUCCACACGAACAGGGGGCCCAUCAAGUUCAACGUGUGGGACACGGCCGGCCAGGAGAAGUUCGGCGGGCUGCGGGACGGCUACUACAUCCAAGCCCAGUGUGCCAUUAUAAUGUUUGACGUCACGUCAAGGGUUACUUACAAGAAUGUGCCUAACUGGCAUAGAGAUCUGGUACGAGUGUGUGAGAACAUCCCUAUUGUGCUCUGUGGCAACAAAGUGGACAUUAAGGAUAGGAAAGUUAAGGCAAAAUCAAUUGUCUUCCACCGAAAGAAGAAUCUUCAGUACUAUGACAUUUCUGCCAAAAGUAACUACAACUUUGAAAAGCCCUUCCUGUGGCUUGCUAGAAAACUAAUUGGAGACCCUAACUUGGAGUUUGUCGCCAUGCCCGCUCUUGCCCCACCAGAGGUUGUCAUGGACCCAGCUUUGGCAGCACAGUACGAGCAUGAUCUAGAGGUUGCUCAGACAACUGCUCUCCCGGAUGAAGAUGAUGACCUGUGAGAACGUGCAGCUGGAGCCCAGCGUCAGAAGUCUAGUUUUAUAGGCAACUGUCCUGUGAUGUCAGUGGUGCAGCGUGUUUGCCACUUUAUUAUAUAGCUGAGCAGAACAUGUGCUUAAUCUUUGGGAUGCUGAAGGAGAUGAAUGGGCUUCGGAGUGAAUGUGGCAGUUUAAAAAGUACUUUCAUUUUUUGGACCUGCAUAUUUAGCUGUUUUGGAACGCAGUUGUUUCCUUCCUGAGUUUCAGAUACGAGACUGCUAUAGUCCCAUCACAAUAUCAAGUGGUGAAAUCUCGUUUGUCACUGUCAUUCCCAUUCCUUUUCGUUUAGAAUCAGAAUAAAGUUGUAUUUCAAAUAUCUAA
Molecule: messenger RNA, 1221 nt
Organism: Callorhinus ursinus (northern fur seal)
Lineage: Eukaryota; Metazoa; Chordata; Mammalia; Carnivora; Otariidae
Gene: RAN
Product: RAN, member RAS oncogene family
Biological process (GO): ribosomal subunit export from nucleus; protein import into nucleus
Cellular component (GO): nucleus; cytoplasm
Molecular function (GO): GTP binding; GTPase activity
Source: RefSeq, a predicted model, not a curated record